Rhipicephalus microplus (southern cattle tick) is the source of this 3248-nucleotide messenger RNA. RefSeq lists its product as uncharacterized. NCBI's taxonomy places the organism in Eukaryota, Metazoa, Arthropoda, Arachnida, Ixodida, Ixodidae. The record is from RefSeq and is a predicted model, not a curated record. Gene Ontology annotation, molecular function: ubiquitin protein ligase activity. Gene Ontology annotation, biological process: protein ubiquitination; regulation of cell adhesion.
GAUGGCGGACGCAGGUAUACAAACAGCUAACAUGCGCCGAAAUCGCUUGUUAUUUUGCUGUACUUGCAUCAUCUACUUAUGGACUGCAGUAUUGUAGGGCCUACCGGAGAGACUGCCAACUUUGCCCUUGCACAUAAACAUUGUUACUCCGCCUACUGCGGUACCCGUUUCUAGCGCCAGUGUCCGUACGUAGCGGCAAAAUUUUCGUACUUCUCCGCAGACUUCCUUGCGAAGCUGCAGCUGUUAGUUCCCAUACGUGAACCACAGCUGUCAUAACCAAGGCGCAAGCUUUUGUUUUUUUAACUCACCCACGUCGCCGCUCAGUACGGCGCGGCGUAUCUUGCAAAACCAAUAAGCCGGCAACAGCCGCUCUCGAAUCCGCACCGAUUGCUCGCCUGCCGCAGUAAUCACAACGCUUGCCCCCUCCACGAUUUCCAGCGACUACGGCGAAGAAAAUGGGCAAAGCCAAGGGCCGCGGGCGCGGUCGUAAGAGCGCGCGCGGACGCAAAGCCUCGUCCACCGCAGCGGGAAAGAAGAAUGCCGCCGCCAUCGAAGAAGAGGAAGAACUCGAACAGAACCUAUCGGCCGCCGAAGAAGAUGGCGAGAACAACGCGAAAGACGAGCCCACCGUGUGCGACAAGCUUGAGGAAGAAGAAGAUGACCGAAGUCUGUUAGCCGAUACAAUUGAGCCCCCGACCUUCUCACCGUUGGGUCGGACGGGACCGCCCGAACCGCUGCACCAGAACAAGAAGCUUAGAUGGGACCACAAGGUGAAUCUGAUCGGCGAGAAGCUGAUCAACCCGAUGAUUCACUGCUGCGACAAGUGCACAUUGCCCAUUCUGACUUACGGACGCAUGAUACCGUGUAAACAUGUGUUUUGCUAUGACUGCGCUAAAAAGGCUGACAAGACGUGUUACAGGUGCAAUGACAAAGUACAGCGCCUUGAGCAGAGCAACCUUGGGACAGUGUUCAUGUGCACCUAUGGUGGGAGUCGCCAGGGCAAGGAUUCUUGUCGACGGACAUACUUGAGUCAGAGGGACCUUCAGGCCCACAUCACCCAUCGCCACCUCAAAGGCGCAGCAUCGGCAGCGGCCGCUGCAGCGGCUGCCUCGCAGUCAUCUGCAUUGUCGCACGGCCUGCCCUCUCAGCAGCAGCAGCAGCAGAUGGCAGCACUGGUGGCCAGCCACCCUCCGCCGCCGCAACAUCUCAUGGUUCGCGACCCCCGGCAGCAUCCACCACCGGUGUCACAGCACCCGCCCCCACCCCUUGAAGUGUCUCGUGCCAGCGUCCUGCAGCAACCACCGCAACAGCAACCCCAGCAGCAAGCACCACCCCCGCCUCCGCAGAAGACCCUGCCGCCUGAAUAUCGAGACAUGCCACCACCUGUGAUGGCAAGCCAGCAACCGCCGCCCCAGCAAAUGGUGGCACCACCCAGGGCGUAUCAGAGCCAGCAGAACCCCACUGUCAGUCGGCCCAACCUCAUCACCGUCCAAAUUCAGGACGACAGCCACAAGAGGGCUGCCGCGGCCGCUGCUGUGGCGGCCGUGAACGCUGCCUCGACAAACAUGCCACCUCCGUCGAUGCCUCCCCCACCGCCGCAGUACGCCCCGCAGCAGCCACCUCCGCACAUGAGUCAACCGCCCCCGCCCCAGCAGUCGUACCCACCGCCACAGGCUCCGGCGGCUCCGCCCAUGGCCUACAAUCCCUCGCAGCCUCCAUACACCCAAGGCAUGCCUCCACCCGCCACGUACAACGCCUCAGCCCCGCCGCCGCCUCCGCCCCCAGCUCGGCCUCUUCCGCCACAGUUCGUGCACCAGCCGCCCCCCCAGUUUGCACAUCCGCCACCUCCACAGCCACCACCACGAUUCGCGACGGCUCUGCCUUACGAGGAGCAGGGUCACCAGCCCACGUUUCACUGGAGUGGCGCAACCAAUAUGCCGCCUCCAAGACCCUCCACGGUCCUGCCGCCGCCCCGGCCCAUCACUGGUCCGCCUCCGCCGUCGACGCCUCCGGGAGCCAUGAUGCAGCAGCGAACAUGCGCGGAGCCGCAGUUUCCUUACUACAGCCAGUGAGCAUGGCUCAAAGCUGUGUCAUCAAUUGGGUUCAUCAAUUCAUGAUGCCACUGCAUACGCAAAGGGGAGUAUAGCUCCUCCGGUCGCAGCCUGUGAGUGCGCAUUAAAAGAGCUGUAUCAUUCAACGGUUCAUCUUGCUCAUUGUUGUGCAACUGUCUCUGUAAAGGCAGUGCUUCGCCAUACAUUUAUUCCAUUACGCCUGCAAGAACCUUUUUCUUCUAGAUCACGUUGUAGUACUUUUACAAAGGACCUCAAAUGCUUCCUCACUGCAAGGACAUUCUAGAAAUUACUAUUUAAGAAGCUUUGCAAACUUGCAUAGCUUAUUCCUAGAGACUUCUCUUCAAUGCAUCUAGUGGAGACAUUGCCAAAGAGUGUCACUUUCUCUCGGGAUGGACGUGCUGUCCUUGCAAUCGGGUUGACUUGGUGUGAGAUUGAUUGGCGUGAAAGCGUGCUGCGUAAUUGAACUAUGAUAAAAAUACAGGAACCAGUGGGAGCGUUCCAACAUACCGAAGUGCCAAUAAGUUAAAAACUGUCGGAUCUCGUGCACACGGCAAAGCCGGACGUCAAGUGGAUGAUCUGUUGCAAACAAAAGCAAAUUCAUAUUUACAGCAAUUGUCCCACAUCAUUCGUAUCAUUGCCCAACUUUGUAUAUAAUGUGGUUUUAAACUGUCCUAGAUUGUGUCUGUCAUUCCGGUGUGAUUUUAAGAUGUCAUUGUCUCUUUAUCUCAUGCACAAAGUUUCAUUGUACAGAAUUCACUGUUAAGGCGUAUUGUACAUAGUUUAUAGACUGACGGCGCACAAUAGACCCCUCUACACCUACCCCCCUCCUGGUGAACUCGAACAGUAGUCUAUAAUUGUGCGAUUUGACUGAUGCUGUGAACUACUGCUUUCUUGAAUGCAUAUGCAAAGAGUAUGGUGUAUAUUCAUGACAUGCAUGCAAAGUCUUUAUAUGCCUACAUAUGGGACAAUGGGGCAUGUUGUGUGGAAUUGUGCUAUUUUGAACUCUCUAACUGCAGCAUCGGCAGUGCUGUGCUGUUCUAAGAACAGCUACCAAAAAGUAAAAAGCUUGUGGGAGAUCUUUACAGCCCAAGACUGGAAUGUCCACGCAACUCUGCAAAGUAAGGAAGAGUUGUGUGCAGUAAAUAAUCGGCUGAAAGAAAAAACUGAUUUUAAAGG